Microstroma glucosiphilum is the source of this 664-nucleotide messenger RNA. RefSeq lists its product as hypothetical. Bases 156 to 494 code for a protein of 112 amino acids. The record is from RefSeq and is a predicted model, not a curated record. The transcript has a single exon. NCBI's taxonomy places the organism in Eukaryota, Fungi, Basidiomycota, Exobasidiomycetes, Microstromatales, Microstromataceae.
UCAGAGUCUUUUCGGACCGCAUCGAGGCUACAGUGUAUGCUCCCUUGCAAGGUGGUAGCGCCCAGCCGGCAACGCCUGUGCCCUUCCCGUCCGUAGACUUCUCUACCGCCGCCGGCUUAUCUUCCUGAGAGCACUUCCAGCACAUCCUGUCAACAAUGCCUGCACUGCAAGCGGCGAUAGAGGCGAGCCCUCACGGAGCAGCGCAGACCUACUCAAAGACGUCCCUCUCCGUCCUCCUCGUUUGCGUCCUCACGCAAGGUACGGAAGAGAUCAGCGCCAACUCGUUGCAGAGAGGCGUCAGCCACUCUGCGCUUGUGGCAGCUCUUCUGGUCCUCAGUCGUCGGCUGACUCAGAAUCCAGUCGCAUGGCGGGAUCUGACGUUGGCGCAAGUCCUGCCAGCUGAGAAACUGGCCGGCUAUAUGGCGAAGGUGCAAAAGAACGUCGAAAGCUCAAGUGCAUUUCGUGCUCGGAAUCCUAACUCCCCGCCCAACUAACUCCCCGCCCAACAAGCGCCGACCAGGAGAACAGCAGAAAGCACGCGGACUCAUGGGCGAAAAAGGCGUAUUUCCGUGUCCUGGCCAACAGUGCAAUUUGGCGAGACCAGUCUAUCAAACGCAAGGACCGCAAGGCUGCCAAAGCGUGCUCGGCAUGGACUGUCGAUAAU